Molecule: messenger RNA, 1895 nt
Organism: Rotaria sp. Silwood1
Lineage: Eukaryota; Metazoa; Rotifera; Eurotatoria; Philodinida; Philodinidae
Source: the annotation of a GenBank genome assembly
ACCAAGAUUAUACGUCUGAUCAAAUGACGUUAGAGUAAACUUAAAUCGUUAAGAGUUUUAAAAUAAUUUUGAGUAUUGAAACAAUCAAGUAAUAAAUUUCAAUAUUAAUGUGGAAGUUUAGGCAUUGAAUAAGAUAAAUAUAAUAUUCUUGAUGUACAAGAAAUUGGUGAGUCAUCAACAAGUCAGCCAUGUUCCAAAAUCGUAAGUAUUCUUAUAUGAAUGAAUGCAUUAUAUACGAGUGAAGCAAGAUUUAUCAAGAGAAACUUUAAUAAUAAUCGAGUAAAAUAUCAAAAGAAAUACUAGUGGAAGUUAAAUAUCUGAUCUAUUCAUUUAAUAAACAAACUGAGUUUCAUAUAAGCAAUUUUGCGAUUGUACUUGUUUCAAUAAAUCAGUAUCAAUUGAUGUGUUCUAGUCAGUUUCCUAAUUUUUCCAAAAUAAGUUUUAAAAUAUUACGAAUAUUUAAAAAACAGUGUUGAUAGGUGGUUUAUUAUCAUUUCUGAAUGUCAAGAUACUUUGUUUGUUGUUAUUUAAUAGCGAAAUAUCUCUGAAAAUUUGUUAUGAAUUCUGAUUGUCCAUAUUUUAUCUCUAAAUUUUUGUAUAAUUUAAAUAUUGUUUUCCACAUAAUCACUUGGUCGUUUUAUGCUUUUUUUUCUAGAUCUUCAAUCGUUCUGAUGGAGUUGAAAUUGAUAUGAUGUCAAUACAAUGUUCUUUAAACAACUUCAAUGAUUAUGUGAACAAGGCUGUCGAUCUUGUCUUUAAAGAUAGCAACGAAUUGAUUGCACUUGAUCCUCGUAAGGGCUGCAUCGAUCAAGAUCCACGUGUAAAAGCAAUAAGACGUACAGUCAUGACUUCAAUUAAUUAAUACCUUCGUUUCCCUUUAUGUUCUCAACAAAAAUCUUUCAAAACAAUCUAAUAAUGUCUCUCGGCUUUGCUAUUAAGAAAAAUUCCAGAAAUUCUAUUUCGAGCUUGCUGCAUUACCCAGUUAAAAAAAUGACUUAAAAUUAGAUUAAAAUCGAUUAUUUUCAGAUUAAUAAUCUAUUAUAAUGGCACUAUUAUAAUCUGAUUAAAAUCGGAUUUUUCAGCAUCAAAAGAAAAAUUAUUCUGAUUUUAACCUUUUUUAUCUAUCUUAAUCGAUUAUCAAAAUUUAAUCUAUUAAAACUGAUUGCUAAAUUUUUUUAAUCGAUUAAAAUAGAUUAAAAAAGAUUAAAAUCAAAAUAAUUUUUGCUUUUGAUGCUGAAAAAUCUGAUUUUAAUCAGAUUAUAAUAGAUUAUAAUCUGAUUUUUAGGCGUUUUUUUACUUGGGUAACUAGUGGAUCUUUAGUAUGCAUUCGGACAGUUUAGAUUGAUCAUGUGUUAACAAUUUGCUUUUCAUAAGUUCUCGUUUUAUUUCAGUUUUUUCUUUAUUUUAUGCCAGAUACAUGACACAUUUCGUGGGGAUAGGUUCGGAAUAAAACAAUCAAAAUUGACGAUUAUCUGUUCUCAUCUUGAAGUUACAUUGAAGGAUUUUCAUGCAUGCUUUAUAGGAAAAAAAUUCUUCAAUAAAAUUAAAGUGUAAAUAGCUCUACUUAAUCUCUGAAAACUAGUGGAAAUAUAUAAAUAAUCUUAGGGAAUGAUAUAGUUAUAUUUUUAUCCUGAUUUUAAUGUUUCUACUUCAAAUAUUUUCGUAUCGGACUCUUUUUAUAUGGGGCUCAAGCUAAAUAUAAGCUUGAUCAUUCUGAAAUAGAAGCUAUUUGGCCUACUUUACAUGAAUGUUUGUUAUUAAAACGACGCAAUAUCAAGAAAAAAGUUUUGAAGGAGCCUCAUCUUCGUAUUCAAGAUAAUUCAUCGAACAUUGAUUUACAAGUACAACAACGUACAACAGUCGAUAUUGAUGCCAAUGGACAAGGACAAGCCUAA